Messenger RNA from Aspergillus costaricaensis CBS 115574, 1652 nucleotides. RefSeq lists its product as uncharacterized. The record is from RefSeq and is a predicted model, not a curated record. NCBI's taxonomy places the organism in Eukaryota, Fungi, Ascomycota, Eurotiomycetes, Eurotiales, Aspergillaceae. The coding region runs from base 168 to 1526 and encodes 452 amino acids. The transcript is spliced from 4 exons.
CUCAGGGUGGCUAUGAAUUGCAGAAAGAGCAAAAUAACUACGUUGAACAGCUCCCAGCGUGUACAUUUCACUUAUAUUGAUCGUGUACCGGAACCGGUGGGUCUCGAAACCACUAUAUAUCUGGGGCUUUAUAUACCAUUAUCGAUUAAGCGCGGAGCGAGAUAGCCAUGCAGCAAUUCACCCAGUGGAAGAACUGGAGACGUCCGUCCCAACGUCAACCGCAUGAACCGGUCUUAACAACCGAAGAUGAAGCAUUUCUACGAGAGAUUACCUCCGAUCCGGCAAAGCAAGGGACGGUAUCGCCUACCAUCGAAAAUGAUACCCCUCUAUCGCCUAUUUCUCCCGUACCCACAGAUACUUUCGACACUACCCAAUCACCAGUGUCACCGGCAGAGGAAUUUGGAAAGGAGCUAGGGGAGGAAGAACGGAAGAUCAGAGAGAAGACAGAGCGCUCUCAGAGUGUCUCUCAAGGCUCCAAAGCUGAGAGCUCUACGCAGAAGAAGAGGCCUUGGAGUUGGAUCCGGCGGAAGAGCACGGUUGACAAGAAGGGUAGCGAAAGCGCGAGCGAAGCCGCUCCCGCACCAAGUGCCUCAAGUGAUGCACAGCCCGCUGAAGCUAAAGAAGACGAUGAAGCGAAACAAGAAGCAGAAGAUAUGACGGAAAUCCUCGAGCGCCUCAACCUGGCGGCCGAAAACAACCGCGUAUUCUCGAUAAGUGACGAAACACGGGAACUCCUUCGUAAAUUCACAUUGAUCUUCAAGGACUUGGUCAAUGGUGUUCCGACUGCGUAUCAUGAUCUCGAGAUGCUCCUCAAGAACGGCAACAAGCAACUGCAAAGCACUUACUCGAAUCUCCCGAAGUUCCUCCAGAGCCUGAUCGAGAAGCUUCCUGAAAAAUGGACUGAGACACUUGCCCCCGAAGUUCUCGCGGCUGCCACUGAGAAGGCCAGUAAAAGUGGUAUCAAUGUGGACAAUGUAGGCAAGGCGGCGGCGGCCGCCAACAAGAUGGGACUUAAGGUUCCCAGCCUGAAAGAACUAGUAGGGAAGCCAGCCGCGCUUGUAGGGAUGUUACGGUCCAUAAUGGCAUUCUUACGGGCUAGAUUCCCCGCAGUGUUGGGUAUGAAUGUACUCUGGUCAAUGGCAUUGUUUAUUCUUUUGUUUGUCCUCUGGUAUUGCCAUAAACGGGGCCGCGAGGUUCGCCUCGAAAAUGAGCGUCUUGUUACAGAAGAGGAGAUUGGUAAACUGAAUGACGAGUCACCUGAAGGGAAGAUCCGCAAUACUGAGACGUUGACGACCACGGCACCCCGAGGAGCUUCCGCGGCGGAGAUCCGCCAAGGAGUAAAGGAGGUGCAACAAGCACGAGAGGCCGCCACGACUACGAACGAUGCCAAGGACAAGGAGAAUGAACCUAAAGAUGAUAUUUCUACCAGGCCAAAACGAUCCAAGUCAAUUUUAUCAAUCUGGCCUAGGUCGGACCCAAAACCGACACCGGCAGAACCGAAAAUUGAACCCUACCCAGGUACCUGAACAGGGUACUGUUGUCACUUUUGGAGAGGCGCAUUUGCUUUUUAACGUCAUUUUGAUACCUUUUUGUUGUCUUUAAUCCCAUGAUCUACUGUUAUGAAUUCCAUGUCUUUCGGCCACUUGUCCUCU